Molecule: messenger RNA, 3412 nt
Organism: Phyllostomus discolor (pale spear-nosed bat)
Lineage: Eukaryota; Metazoa; Chordata; Mammalia; Chiroptera; Phyllostomidae
Product: olfactory receptor 1361-like
Exons: 2
Coding region: 1675-2658 (327 amino acids)
Biological process (GO): G protein-coupled receptor signaling pathway
Cellular component (GO): membrane
Molecular function (GO): G protein-coupled receptor activity; olfactory receptor activity
Source: RefSeq, a predicted model, not a curated record
GUUUCUUCUUGCCCAGCUGUUGACAUCGUGCAAGACUGUGGUGAUCCCCAAAGGGUAGACCUUCCCUACAGACAUAAUUGUUUUCAGAGGCUUUAUGGGUUUUGCCUCAGUGAGAUGUUGGUGUAAAGGUGAAGGAGCAGACUCCCAAGCUACAGUCCCAGUUUAUAAACAAUGGUAGAAGGACCCAGCCCAUUCUAAUCAAUAUUUCAUCUGAUUAUUGGAGGCUUCUGGAGUUGGUAGAGUGUCAGAGUGCAUACAUGUAAGCGAGGCUGCUUCAUUGGGUUGAGCUGCCCUAGAGAAAGCUUUUGUGGAAAAUUACACAAAAGAAUCCCUAAUUUUGUGUGAAUGUAGCUAAGAGCUCUAACCAGACUUUCUACCUUGAGUGCAUGAUGUUAGAUGCAGAGAAAAGUGUGAGAAUAAGAUUACACUCUGCUCUAAUAGUAAAUAGAAAAGGCAUAGAAAACAAGGCAUUAUAACCCUUUUGUAGAAAAUAGUGUGAUAUUUGUACCAAGAAGACCAGUGAAGAGAAUGAGGUAGAAAUAUUACAGUCAGAGGAAAUAGUAGGAUGGAGAAAUUUUCAGAAAUAACAUGGAAAAGAUAGGUUUUUCAGUGAAAAUAUGAAGGUUUAGCUGGAGAAUAUAGUCAUGCAAUCAGGGAGGGCGUGUAGAGACAUUUCAGUUUCCAGGUACAAGAAAUGUGGGACAGAGGAUCUAACCUAUGUUGUGAGAAUUUGGAAGAUAUAUGCUUGAGACAGAGAAAAAGAAAUUCUGAUUUGUAUAUCUCAGAUCCAAUAUUUGUGAUUCAUCAGCAGUGGGUACAGACUAGAAAUAGAAUUUAGAUCAAGAAGACACUCAAGAGUGCAUAUUCCUAAGAUUUAGUUACUGAUAAAACAGUGAAGACUCAUUUGUCCCUUUGUGCUUUCAUCAAAAAAGGACAAGGAGAAGCAGGAGUAGGGCUUGACACUAUCUCCCUCCCUUCUCCAGAACUCUCUAGAUGUCCCUUCAGAUGAGACUGGGAAGCCUGAGACGCUUUUUGGUCUCACUCCAGGGAUUCUUCCUUUUGUUUUUGUUUCUCAGAUUGCGGUUUAGGUUACUCUUUUAAGGUGCCCAAAUCUGUAUGUGUGUCUCUUCAUAUCUCUGCUACCAGAUUACUCCUCUUCUCUGGCAUCAGCAUCCUUCACCCCUCAAAGCUGUCUGAGCAGGAUCCACAGAGCUCGGCCCUGAUGGGAGUACUGUUGAGACAUUGGAAAGUAGGAAAGAUCAGGAGGUGAGUCUUGAUGAAGUCAGCCAGUAAGAACACUGCCACUGCUUAUUACUCUUAUUGUAUAUAAUUAGUUAAAAAAGUAACAUUUUGCUGUACUUGGAAGAAAAUAGACUCUAUGUUAUUACAUUCUUAUCCUCAUAAUGGAUAAACCCACACUCUUUGCUACUUUUCCCCCCUCGGAGACCACUUCCUCUCUCUCCCCAUGAAGGGACUUAUUCCAUCUCCCUUUCUCCUCAUCUCUUCUUCUUUUUCACCUUCAUCUUUACCUCAAUAUAGAUGUCUAUGUGGCCACUGCCUUGAAUGAGUAAUAGGAUCAGUAAUAGGAAUAGAGCAUGUAGUCUGAGCUAUGCCCACUGAUACAGAAAAGGAUACAGGAAAAAAUAAAGACCAAAGGUAUGUGGAUUGUGUCUCAUGGCCAUUAGAAACAGGACAGAAGUAACUGACUUUGUCUUACUGGGACUGUCCAGCUGGCCAGAGAUGCAGCCAGUUAUUUUUGGGAUUGUCCUUGUCAUGUACCUGGUGGCAGUUCUGGGCAAUGCCCUGUUAGUAAUUGUUGCCCUCUCAGACCCCAAGCUUCAGACUCCCAUGUAUUUCCUGCUCAGCCAGCUCUCCUUUAUUGACAUAUUUCUCACAACCAUCACUGUUCCCCAGAUGCUGGUCCACACACUGUCUGUGAAUAAAACCAUCUCCUUUAACCACUGCAUGCUCCAGCUGUUCUUUUUCAUGGCUGUGGGCAGCAUGGAAGGCCACUUGUUGGCUGCCAUGGCCUAUGACCGCUAUGUUGCCAUCUGUGACCCCUUAAGAUACUCUGCCAUCAUCAGCAACCGCUUCUGUCUACGCAUAACCUUGACCUCAUGGGUAGUUGUCAGCCUCAAUAGCCUCCUUUACAGUGUAUUGGUCACCCAGUUAACCUUCUGUGGCAACAAGGUCACCCACUUCUUCUGUGACAUCACACCACUGCUGAAGCUCUCCUGCACCCGACCAGUGGUCAAUGAAAUGCUAAUAUUCACAGAGGGGGUAGCUGUGGUGGUCAGCCCCUUCUUCUUCAUUUUGGGUUCCUACGCUCGCAUUGGUGUUGCCAUAGCCCGUAUGCACUCAGUUGCUGCCUUGCGCAAAGCUCUGUCCACCUGUAGCUCCCACAUCCUGGUUGUGCUACUCCUGUACGGCUCUGUGAUCCGCAUGUACCUCCGGCCCUCCUCCAGCUAUGACUUGGACCAGGAUCGCCAGGUCGCCAUCUUUUACACGGUAGUUACCCCUAUGGUAAACCCACUGAUCUACAGCCUGAGGAACCAGGAGGUUAAAGGAGCUCUGCGAAGGCUGUCCAGGAAGCUCUGCAUCUCAAUGAACUUCCAGCCUGGUUCCCAGGCCAACCAGGGGUGGCAGCACAUCUCCUGAGCCCCAGAAGUUAAGAUCUAAUUUGAAAAUGCCUCAAAUAGAUGAGCUGCACUCCUAAUAACUGGUACGGCUCACAUUCCUGUGGAAUAAUCUUUCUCAUUGGCUCUGUCUUGUCUGGAUUUGGGAAGAAGUGAGUUUUUUAAAUAAAUAGUUCUUGGCCCCAUUGACUGACCUAGAAUCUCAUCACUUUGGAAAUGAAAAGAUACUUUUAAAUCAUCCAACUUGCACCUCUCAUCAGAUCUGAUACUUUGAUCAUUUUAGUAAUUGUAUGGCAUGUGCUGUUUUCCAAAGAGAAGUCAAAAUGAGUUAUAAUACCAUUGUACAGAAGAGUGAUUUUUCAGUAAACCAAUUUCUUGGGAUUGUAAUAAGUUUAUAGUUUCUCAUUAUUCUUAACUAACAGUGAUCAGUUCAAUACUUAUAGUGACUGAGUUAUUCCAUCUGAGCUUUAUGUGUUUUCAUAAAGGACAGUGUAGUUCACUGAUAACAGAGAGUGGAGGAGUCUUCACAGUGGCUCUAACACCGGGAGGAGGCGGUCAGAUUCAGGACAUAUAUAGUAAGCAGAGCUGUUUAGACCCAUAGAGAGACUAGAUGCAAUAUGUAAGUGAAAAGGAAGAAUUAAGGAUGGAUCAUGAAAAUGAAUGGAAUAAUUAUUUAUAUGUGGAAAGUUCUGUGGAAGUAGAAGGCACAUAGAUAUAGUGGGGGGACAAAAUCAAUAACUUGUUUUGGCCAUGUUAAUUUUUUGAUAUCUGUCGAA